AUGUUCAGCAUGUACGCUGCUGUGAUUUUGAGCUUUGUAUUUGCAACAGUUACGGCUGAAUUUGACAAGGAAAUAUGCACAAGCUAUAGUUAUUCUGAGAUAACUUGUUGCAUGAAUGAAUAUCCAGGAAGAAUGGUAGAUGUACCAUAUGUCAUGAUGGCUGAAUGUUUAGCUACGAAAAAAACGAUGUGCGAGAAACAGUUGUGUCGAGCCAAGGGAAUGGGCCUCACUGAUGAUAACGAUAAGCUUGACAGAUCCAAAGUACUAGAUAUCAUGUUUAAAAAAGUUUUAGAUGACCCAAGUUUAUUGGAAGAAGUGAAGGCAAAAUGUAUCAAUGGUGACAUCACACCAUAUGAAGCUGUAGGAGCAUGUGAAGGCGAGAUUGUUAGUCGUUGUAUAACAACGCAAUGGUUGAAACGCUGCCCGAAUUGGAACGACAGCUCUACCUGCCAGCAAUUCAAAGAUGUUUUUGUAAAAGAAUGUUGAAUUUAUUUACACUUUGUUAGUGCUUAAAACUACUAAAUAAAAUGUGACACA
Helicoverpa zea (corn earworm) is the source of this 537-nucleotide messenger RNA. RefSeq lists its product as uncharacterized. The transcript is spliced from 5 exons. Lineage: Eukaryota; Metazoa; Arthropoda; Insecta; Lepidoptera; Noctuidae. The coding region runs from base 1 to 486 and encodes 161 amino acids. The record is from RefSeq and is a predicted model, not a curated record.